Molecule: messenger RNA, 5395 nt
Organism: Micropterus dolomieu (smallmouth bass)
Lineage: Eukaryota; Metazoa; Chordata; Actinopteri; Centrarchiformes; Centrarchidae
Gene: ahrra
Product: aryl-hydrocarbon receptor repressor a
Exons: 10
Coding region: 400-3138 (912 amino acids)
Biological process (GO): innate immune response; regulation of DNA-templated transcription
Cellular component (GO): cytoplasm
Molecular function (GO): protein binding
Source: RefSeq, a predicted model, not a curated record
GCAUGGGCAGAAAUAAUUAGGCUUUUCUUUUGAAAGAUGAACGCGGAAGUCAUGUGUUGUGUUGUGGAUGAAUCGAUGCUGGUCAGGUUUCUAAACAAAAUAACGGAACCGGGGAAAACCGGCCGGUUGCCAGAAAACUGUUGUCGUCGAAUCCCGUUAUGAUAGCUCAGAAGUGUUGUAAAUGUAAAAGAUGAUUCUCUGUGUGUAGUGUUUGAGAAGAAGAGGCGUAACGUUAGUCCUUAACUUGGAGACAAAACUUUAUUUGACUGUGCGUCAUGAUUUCCACACACAGGCCGCCGCCGAGUGACAGAGGAAAAGUUUUAGACCGUUACCGUCGCUGAAACUAAGUUAACGUUUACUGGAGUUGAAUGGGGACGGAGUAACACUUUAGAUGAGGAGAUGAAUUUUGGUGUCCCCGCUAAUUCGCUGCUGCUUUUCCGUGCCUGUGACGAGGGGGACUAUGAAACCGCUCGAGGGAUCCUGGAUCCCGGAGCCUCGAAAGAGUCCGGGAGGCAGAGCAGGCUGCGGUCAGAAGCGGGGUCGGAGUGCAACACCGCGGACAUGUUGUCUCUUGUACCGGUUGACUGUACGGACGAGGAGGGGAACACAGCCCUACAGUUUGCGUCGGCCAGCGGCCACGAGAACCUGGUCCGGUUUUUGUUAAGAAAGGGGGCCUCGGUAGACAGCCGCAACAACUACGGCUGGACCCCGCUGAUGCAGGCUGCAAGGUUUGGGCACCUGACUGUUGCCCACAUCCUGCUGGAGAACGGGGCAGAGAUUAACGGACGGAACAGGCUAGGUGCGAGUGUCCUGACAAUGGCGGCCCGUGGGGGACACGCUCAUGUAGUCAAGCUACUCCUGGAGAGCGGGGCCUACGUUGAUGACUAUGAUCAUCUGGCUGUUGCUGCAGAUGCAGUCUCAAAUGGCAACAACAACAACAGUUGCAGCACGGCUGGUUUUGGAGGUGUUGAAGGCUGUCCUGGAGGAGGAGGUGGCAGAGAAUUUAUGGACAUCACAGCGCUGAUGGUGGCAUCUCAGCAUGGCCAUGAGGCCGCGGUGUGCCUGCUGCUAGAGUGGGGCUCUGAUGUCAACUUUUCCCAGAAGACCACUGGCUGGGGACCACUGAUGGUGGCCACCCUCAGUGGGAAGGUGGCUGUGGCUCAGCAGCUGGUGGAGCGUGGAGCUGACCCAGACCGAGUCAAUGUUCUGUCCAAGACAGCCUUUGAACUAGCCAUGCAGCUUAAACAAAGAGACAUCAAGGCCUACCUGGACUCCAUCACCACUGUCCGACCCCAGACUGCAAACCAAGAAAAGGCCUCCAGGAAGCACAUCAUCAGCACAGCAUCCUCUAACCCUGAAUCCAGGAAAGAGAGCCUUCCACUGGGCACCACGGUCAAUGAAAGCAGCCUCCUCCUGGAAUCUUUGACAGGCUUUGCCUUGGUGGUGAGCAGUGAUGGGAUGGUCUUUUAUGCCUCCUCAACUAUUGUGGACUAUCUGGGAUUUCAUCAGACUGACGUGAUGCACCAGAAUGUGUUUGACUAUAUUCACAUAGACGACCGUCAGGAGUUCAGGCAGCAGCUCCACUGGGCCAUGUGUCCUCCGCAGCACCAGGGGACGUCGGCUCAUCAGGAUAACCCGGCAGCUGCAGGGAGUGGUGAGGACUUAGUAGUGAGCAGCCUGUUCCAUUCUCCGGAGUCAGGGGGAAUUCCUCCUGAGCUCUCCUGCUUUCUCAACAGAUGUUUCAUUGCCAGAGUCCGAUGCCUUUUGGACAGCACCUCUGGAUUCUUGACUAUACAGUUCCAGGGUCGGCUGAAGUUCCUCCACGGUCAGAAAAAGAAGUCAGCCUCCGGGGCUCUGAUGCCUCCCCAGCUGGCUCUAUUCUGCAUAGGUGUACCCCUCCUACUGCCCUCCAUCACUGAGAUGAAAAUGAAGAACAUGUUAAUGCGGGGAAAGAACAAGGGAGGAGGAGGAGGGAUUAUCUCUGCACUGGAGCAUGGUGAGCGAGGGGAACACCUCCGGAGGCACUCCUUCAGUGGAGGAAUGGGUGACAUUGUAGACCCUCUCCUCCUCUCCUGUCCUACUCCUGGCCCUACCCAGCGAGGUCACCACACUCCCUGGACCCCACUCUCCAAAGACAAUCUUAAAUACCGCCCUGAUGGUUACUACAACCAGGAGGAGCCCCUCAACUACUGCAAGUCUUCCAUGGCUCCCCAUAAAGGCAUCAGCCCAGGCCUGGGCGGCGCCUGGCCUCUGCGGCCAAAUUCAGGUCCCCUCAGAGCAGGCCAGGGUGUCGGCUACAUACCUUCUAACCGCUUGAAUAAAGCUGGCCAGUACGGGAAGCCAUACCGCCUCUCCCCCAGCUGCCACAGCAGCAGAGGUGGUGAGGUGUUUGUCUCUAAGCUCUACGGGAGCGUCCAGAUUCCCACAGACCCAGAUGCCUACUGCGUGGACCUGGUGAAGAGCGAGAACGGCUACGGAGAAUGCUACGAUGGCCAUCUGAUGCCCGACAUGGCUCCCAUCAAGGUGGAGCACGACUCAGACUCUGAGAAUGGCUGCGAUGCCUACGGGCGACCCUGGGCUUGCCGCGACCCAGAGGCCAUUGACCGUCGCUAUGGUAAUGGGGUAUACGACCAGAGCUCAGGCCUCCAUCUCAAAUCAGAGGCAGAUUAUUAUGAUCCAGAGUACUCGCCCUGUCAGCGAGGGAAAGCAGGAAUCAGCCCACCGUACAACAACAGCAACUAUCAGAACUAUGCAGUCAACAACAGCGGCAACACACCCGGACGUCUGUUAAAAUGUGACAAAGCCAUGGGCAAUAACAAUGACAACACCCAGUUUAGUCCUCAGAGACUCUCUCACUCAGACUCUCUAUGCAGCAACCAAUCUGUCAACCUCAUGGACUCGCAUGUCUACGACCCUCACAAAGCCUACAUGCACCAGGACUACAACAAGCAUGGCACCUAUGAGUUCAAAGGUCAUGGCCUGAUCCACUCGAUCAAGCGAGAGCCCAUAGACUCCCCACCGUGGCCCGAGAGCGGUCACGACAUAAGCCAGUCCAUGAUGGUUGGUCCUAGGAACGUUAUGCCAUGUGUGAUGAGCACAGGGCACCACAAGUCCAGUCCCUACAUUUAUAUGCCGUAAGAGUGAUUGGUGCGAACACAUCAGAUUUUACCUGUCCCCAACCCUCCGCCCCACUCCCCACCCUCCACACAAGCAAGCAAUCAGUGUGCAUUAAAGUACUUUCUAUUGCGCCACAUGCACCAGCAUUACAAAAGGACAGUCUUUGAAUACAAGGAUUCCCAGGAUGUCAACAUUUAUAUUACUUCUUCUAUUUGAUGAAGAGGUCACAAACAAGGCUCAGGUUCUAGUGUUAGUGUUGUGACAAUCAAAAAAAAUACUUUUAAUCCAAUUUAUGGAUAGAUGAUUUAGUUUUUAAGGAAUACAUUUUGUAGUUGGUUCCAAGCACUUUUGGAUUUAGUGACAAUGAGACAAAUUACGUCUAGAAACACAAUUUCAUUUUGUUUUAUGUGUUGUGAACACGUGGCUUUUGUGGCAAAGAUUUUGCUGUAAAAAAUACUUUUUUAAAAAAUGUUGUACACAGGAGAUGACUCACACUUAACUGCUGGGCUUAUCAAGGGAGAUGGGUGAUUAUGAGAGCACACUUAGCAGUCAUUGAUAUCAACUUAAAGGAUGAUCUGCCUUGAUGGUGGUUUCCCAUGUUUAAAAGCUUUACCUAUACAUCACCUACCUUUUUCAUUACUGCCUCCAGUGAUGUCUGAUGGAAACUACUGGUUUCUAUGCAUUUUACAUAGACUUCAAAACUUAAUCAAUUGCCAUAAAAAAUAAUUACUUGGUCAACGUUAUAUAAUUGUCGCAACAUAACAUGUUUGCAACCAUCAUUCCUACAGUAAAGGACUCUGAUAUCUAAUACUGAGCAGCUGUGGAAAAGCAGUUUUUAAUGCAUGAAAACCAAAUUCUUUUUCACAACAUCCCUGUUUACUCAAUCUUUGUAUUUUGAAUUAGAUUUUUCAAGACCAUAGCUUACAAUGCAAUGCUUUUGUCAGAGCAUCCUUGAAUUCACCAUUACAGGCCUUUUUUUAUUAAAAAAAAAAAAUUGUAUCUCCUUGCAAAUGCAGAAUCCAUUGAAAAACUUGACAGUAAUGUAAAGUUUAUGCAAUUUCAAGUUAAUGGACCAAAACAUGUGAAAACUAUUAGUAUGGCCAAAGCUUUAAGCAGCCCAUAUUCACUACAUUGCCCGCUUACACACAUAAAGGCAUUAUAUAAGAAGGGGUAACAAACCCUUAACCACAAACCAUUGGUUCAAGCAUGUGUCCUGCCUGAAGCAUUUUUUUAGCAAGGUACUGAAUCCUAACAUGAUCUGCAGGGGGCCACUCUGUCCCUGCUCGUUGGCUUUAAACUCCUUGUGGAAGGGAUAAAAGGAAAAGUGAAAUUCAGUGAGCAUAAUAAAAAGCAUAAGGAUGUUGAUGGCAAAACUGAUUUAACUAUAAAUCACAAUUACGAUUCUACAGCAUUAUAUUUGCAUCAACUCAUCAUCAUCAUCAUCAUCAUCAUCAUCUCAACUCAGAUCACACCAGAAUUGCCCUUAAAUUUGCAGGACAUAAGACGAACUAAAAAAUGACUAUAUUAAUUAUUAGUUAAAGGUUUUUUCUGGACAAAGUUGAAGUGUUAGUUUGAACUGAAGGAAAAGUAGGCAGUGUUGUUAAAUGGUUCGAUGUUAAUUCUAAUUUCAAUGAGCAGAAUAAUUUCAUAAUCCUAAAUCAUAACUCCUGUUGAAAGUACAAAUAUUAUGUCAUUUUAUGUCAACGUUAAUGUUGUAUAGUGUGGAUUACAUUGAAAUGCUUUUCAACACAAUGCAGCCUAUCUCACUGCAGAUACCACACAUUUCCUUUGAAAUGAAUAUACACUUUUAAUGUCGUCUUUUCAGUCCAAAAACAUCAGACAAUGUCUUCACAAUCAGUAUUUUUGCACAAUGUUAUUAAAAGCACCAAAUUGAUUCAAUGUCAGAGUCUCAGUUCUGUGAAGCUGCUGUGGUAGUUUCUAAAUUGCAAUUCUAAGUUCAGACUAGCCAGACAAGUUUUUGAGUCGACAUGCACAACUGUACAUGGUGUCACUGUUUUGAAUUUGUCUUUUUCUCUUUGUGUGUGUUCAUUUCAAUAAAUGUUUGAUGAUUCGUAUUUAUUGAAAGGCAAAAGUACAUAAUUUAAAAACUACAAUUUUGAAGGCUUUUCUGUUUCACUAAGGUAAAUAAACAUGGCUUUUUUUUGUCUCACGGAGGAGGUAGCUGCAAGGUAGCGAACACAGUGUAUAUAUGCAGUGUCUUCCAUUGUUUCUACGUGUUUUUGCAAAUGGGACUUAUCUAUUAAAAUACUUUUCUUUA